AUGUCUGGUAAGGUAACAGAACUCCAGCGGCAGUUAAUACUAGCCCUAGUGCAGUCCGGGAUUGAGAAGAUGGACCUCAUGCGAGAAAUCUCCAUGGCUUUUUCUCACGGAGAAGUCCGGAACAACGGGGACGCAGCGAGAUACCGCGACGGUGGAUCGCGUCCAAACAACGGGGAAGCCACCGAGAAAAACACGCUUGAUAUGAGUGAUCUUCCCCCCGUGCAUCAUCAUCCACCGUUACCGGAGGAUGGAGGAUGCUGUAAGCGUGCAAAGAGAAGCGACGAUGGAGAUGACGGAAGCGUGGAUGAUCUGAGUGAGGAUGACGGAGGAGACGGCGGGGAGAACGGAGCGAUGAGCGGCGAUGAAUAUGACGAAGGAGAGCAUGAAUAUAAUACGCCCGUGGAUCCAAACAGACCAAUGUCUCUCAAAGAUGAACUGCUAAGGACGGACUCCUGGCAGGUUGCAAAGAUGAUCAAACAAUACAUGCAGCAACAUAACAUCCCUCAGAGAGAAGUUGUAGAUGCGACAGGUUUAAACCAAAGCCAUCUCUCUCAACAUCUUAAUAAGGGCACGCCCAUGAAAGGAGUGAAACGAGCUAUGCUAUAUGGAUGGUAUGAGAAGAAACAACAAGAAAUAUUACAACAGUUUACCAAUCCAGAGAAGGCGUCGAUGGGGGAUGACAGAGGGGAGUCCAGGAACAAAAAGAUGAGACGAAAUCGCUUCAAGUGGGGACCAGCAUCUCAAAGGAUCUUAUAUGAUGCGUAUCAACAGAAUCGAAACCCUAGUAAAGAAGACAGAGAAAAUCUGGUUAUUCAGUGCAAUGCAGCGGAGUGUAUGCAGAGAGGGGCUUUACCAACCCAAGUUAGUGGUUUAGGAACAAACUUGGUAACAGAAGUCAGGGUUUAUAACUGGUUUGCUAACAGAAGGAAAGAAGAGGCGUUCAAGAACAAAUUAGCGUUAGAUGCUCAAGGAAUUCAGUACAAUAUCCAAGGAAACAUGGAAGACAGUAGUAGUCCCGACAUAGCCAUGGUGAACACCAGUGUAGGGACUGGUACCCCGACUGUAAUCCAACAUAAUGGCCAGCCAGGCAUUAUGGGUGGAUGUCCAAUCACGACGAUGUCUCCGUUAGAAUCAAGUCAACUGCAGCAUGCUAUUUAUAGUAUGGCACAGCAGCAGGGUGGUAUGAAGACAAGCCCUGCCAGCCACCAGCCACACAUGGUAACAAUGUCUCCAUCAUCUAAACUCCCUCCCGUUAGUUCCCUGUCGACAGUUUCUAACUACCAUCAGGCAGGGUCUCGACUCAGUCUCCAAGGAAUGGUGUAUACCAUGCAGCAGGGUCAAACACAGCAACAGCAACAGCAGCAGCAACAGCAACAACAACAGCAGCAGCAACCCCAGGUUCACUCUCAUUCUAGACAAAUGGUACAAAUGCUACAAGGGACACAGGGACACAAUACAGCCACAGUGAUACAAUCACAGAGUCCUGCUAGCGUCAACCGCCUGACCACCCUCAAUUCAACCAGUCAACCUACCCAUCAUCCUCCUCACUACACGGUUGCAUCACGUCAAGCAGCACAGCGAAGAACACAACAACAACAACAGCAACAACUGCAACAACAACAGCAACAGACCCAGGGGCAGCAACACCAACACCAACAGCAACAGCAGCAGCAACAACAUCAACAUCAACAGCAGCACCAGAUGGCACAGAUACAGCAACUACAGAAUCUGAUUGAGCCAAGUUUCUUGCAGCAACUCACUCAAGUAAUGAACCAACCCAAGGAGAUUCAGCUGAACUUCCCAACCCAACAUCAUCAACACCAAUCACCUCACAUCCAUCAAGAAGUUACGAUUCCAGUCAACGUCUCCGGAGGAGUUACCAUGACAACCCUUGCCACCCUUAGCCCAAUUAAAAUCUCUGAUAUGGCUGAGUUACCCAUGAGCCUUCAGGGCAAGCAGCGAGAGGGGAAUAUAACGAUAGUUUCAGCUCCAAGUGGAACGACGACUGAGGAGAUUGAAGAUUCUAAAGCUGGAGUAGUGUUAGGACGGACAGUAGCUGGGAGGUACGUCAGACUCUGACAAUAGCUGGAAGGUACGUCAGACUCCUGACACUAAACAGAGUCAUUCAUAGAAAUAUUGAUUAAUUAUUCUAUUUACUGACAUUGCUUUGACAGAUUGCAGUGACCGAGUUCUACAAAAGAAACAACUUUGAAAAGCAACAGUAGCUACAAACAAAUUAUAUCCGAGUUAAUUAAUUGCUGAAGUAGAUUAACUUGAUGGAAAGUUGCCUGGUAAAAAAUGGUUUUCCAACUUAAAUUUGUUAGAGAAGAAACGAUGCUUUUAGAACAUUUUGGGGAUGAUUUGUCGAGAAACUGACAGCAAUAUUUGACUUCUAAUCACAGUGUUUUGGAUGAUUGGUGAAAUGGAAAAUAAAACCAAAUUUAUUAUCAUUUACAUAAAACAUCCUCAAAGUCCAAACUCAAAACGUGAGAAGAAAGAGGCACAAUGUCAUUUCUGAAUCCUAAGUAAACUAUUUUGAUUUUAGGGGCAUCCUUUUCCAA
Messenger RNA from Asterias rubens (European starfish), 2561 nucleotides. Its product is annotated as hepatocyte nuclear factor 1-alpha-like. Gene Ontology annotation, molecular function: DNA-binding transcription factor activity, RNA polymerase II-specific; RNA polymerase II cis-regulatory region sequence-specific DNA binding. The transcript is spliced from 8 exons. Bases 1 to 2079 code for a protein of 692 amino acids. NCBI's taxonomy places the organism in Eukaryota, Metazoa, Echinodermata, Asteroidea, Forcipulatida, Asteriidae. Gene Ontology annotation, biological process: insulin secretion; regulation of transcription by RNA polymerase II; pancreas development. Gene Ontology annotation, cellular component: nucleus. The record is from RefSeq and is a predicted model, not a curated record.